CAGUCUCUUGUUCGCUGGUUUCCCGGUCAGUGCGUCUGAUGCUGGAGUCGGAGUCACAUCCUUGUGGAUAAUCUCAUCGAGCUGUUCUUCUGAAUACAUCGAUAUGAAGGCGCUAACGGGGCUGCUGCUGUUGGUCUUUGGUCACGGUGUGUCCUCAGUGCUUCACUCUAUGCAGUUCUUCUACACGGGGUCGUCUGGACUCACAACCUUCCCAGAGUUUGUUGGUGUUGGGAUGGUGGAUGGAGUUCAGAUGCUUCACUAUGACAGCAACAGUAAGAGAGCCGUAGCCAAACAGGACGCGGCGGACCAGCUCUACAGAGAUCAUCAGGGUGAACUCGAGAGGGACACUGGAAACUUUCUGGGUGCCCAGCAGGCCUUCAAAGCCGGCGUUGGGAUUCUGAAGCAGCGCUUUAACCAGACAGGAGGUACCCACUUAUAUCAGAGGAUGUGUGGUUGUGAGUGGGAUGAUGAUGAUGAUUCUACUGAUGGUUAUAACCAGUAUGGUUAUGAUGGAGAGGACUUCAUAGCGUUUGACCUGAAGACCCUGACCUGGGUCGCUCCAGUGCGUCAGGCUGUCCCCACCAAACAGAAGUGGGAUGGGGACAGAGCUUAUAAUGAAUACUGGAAAAACUACCAAACCAAGGAGUGUGUUGAUUGGCUGAAGAAGUACCUGUCCUAUGGGAAGAGCACUCUGCAGAGAACAGAUCGUCCGCGGGUGUCUCUGCUCCAGAGGAGCCCCUCCUCCCCAGUGGUGUGCCAUGCUACAGGCUUCUACCAUGACAGGGUGGUGGUGUUCUGGAGGAGAGACGGCCAGGAGCUCCAUGAGCAGGUGGACCCCGGGGAGGUCCUCCCCAACCACGACGGGACCUUCCAGGUCAGCGUGGACCUGGACCUCAAGGCCGUCCCACAGGAGGACUGGGGGACGUACGAGUGUGUGGUCCAGCUGAAAGGCAUCGAGGACAUCUCCACCCCCCUGGACCCCGCCCUCAUCAGGACCAACUGGGAGGAUCAGAGUGGCCCCACCAUCCCCAUCAUCAUUGGGUUGCUUGUUCUCCUCCUCGCUGCUGCUGCUGCUGUUGUUGGAGUCCUUCUGUACAAGAAGAGGAACGCUUCAGACCAGCGUCACAAACCAGUUGCUACUUCUGACACCAGCUCUGAGGACGCUUAGGGGCAGAAUCCGGCUCCUGAGGCCCAACCUCUGACCACAGGUCAAAGUUAAAUCAUGAAGAGGCUUCUCACGUUCAGCUUCCUAAACCAGGAUGGAGUGGAUCACUGUCAUCUAUAAUCAUUACAAUCAGGCUUGGGACUUCCGCUAACUAAAGAUGCUUUAUUUGCUUGACUACAAUAUUCUUAACUUUAUUUUCAUAACAAUCAUCAAUCUGUAAGAAGUGUAAAUCAAUUAGAUCUCUCUAUUUGUGACAGAUUUGAUUAACUCACUACACAUUUGAUUAACUCGUCUUAAACCUGCAAUCUUUCGCUGAUGCUUGGGUUUAAUACGUGGAGCGCAGGAACAGAACGGAGAACGCAGUACGGCUCAGGUUCUCCCUCCAUGGGGGGUGGGCGGUGUUCCCCCCGCACUGGGGGGUUAGGGGGGUCGCCUUAGCAACCACAGGGCCCCGCCUCGACUACCAAUGGAAAACAGAUAAAGGAAAUAAUAAUAAUAAUGAUAAAAAAAGAAUUGUAAUAAAUAUUUAUUAAUUAUUAUUAUCAACAAAGUACAAAACUCUGGUAGGGAAAGAGAACAGACUUCCAUCAGGUACAAAAAGGACAGAUAAAUAAACCGUCCCGGAGGACCGCAGGGCCACGAGACGCUCCUGGACCCCCUGGACUCAGACCUCCUGGGGGAGCGCUGUAUCAGGGUGGGGGUCCCCCUGGUCAGGCCCGCCCUCGGGGUCUGCGGGG
Messenger RNA from Gadus macrocephalus (Pacific cod), 1902 nucleotides. RefSeq names its product class I histocompatibility antigen, F10 alpha chain-like. Gene Ontology annotation, cellular component: external side of plasma membrane. The record is from RefSeq and is a predicted model, not a curated record. Gene Ontology annotation, biological process: immune response. The transcript is spliced from 8 exons. The coding region runs from base 104 to 1168 and encodes 354 amino acids. Lineage: Eukaryota; Metazoa; Chordata; Actinopteri; Gadiformes; Gadidae.